This is a messenger RNA of Cercospora beticola, 762 nucleotides long. RefSeq lists its product as uncharacterized. The record is from RefSeq and is a predicted model, not a curated record. NCBI's taxonomy places the organism in Eukaryota, Fungi, Ascomycota, Dothideomycetes, Mycosphaerellales, Mycosphaerellaceae.
AUGUCUCGCCGGUUUCAGGGUCACCGGCCACGCCUGACCAGCUACGGCACAAUCGAACAACAAGAUAUCAACGCUGAAGCACAAGAACUCUACGGAAAUCCCUCAAAUGCAAGCUCGUGGUCACCUCACAACGCAAUUUACGAGCCAGUUGAUAGACCUUCCUACCGCAACCAGCGAGGACAGUCAGCCUACCUCAACAGCCGCUUGCGCCGCUCACAAAAUGAUGCGCUUCGACACUACGCAACUUCAGGACACGUAGAUCAAACUACAGCGAGAGAUUUUCGCGCUCUACAGUAUCUGCGAGAAAAGGAAGCCAUCAGAAAUCGCCGAGCCCGACUCGCAAGUACAACUGCAGCUCCCGGUACUCCCACAGCACCACGCCGCCAAGUUGGCUGGAAUCUGAGAGAUGUGGGUCCUAGACAGCAGCCUCUGAGGACUGUCUCUGAAAGAGAGUACCCUUCUUCCCUUUAUGCAGCAGCUGCUGGAAGACGUUUGAGAACCACUGGGGAACCAGAAGCUGCAGGGACUGGUGGUGCGAAUGUAUGGAAUAAGCCGUUGAAGAAGUCUGGUGAGGACUGGGAAAGAGAAAUCGCUGAGGAUGAGGCGAGGCGAAUCAGAGGGCAUGGGCUGGAUCAGGAGGAGAGGGUGAGGGCUGCUGCGGAGGAGGAGGAGGCGAGAAGGAUUCGAGGGCAUGGGCUGGAGCAACCGAUGGUAAAGAGGAGGCAGACUUGGGGAUUCAAGGGUACGGAGCACAAGAUGUGA